Molecule: messenger RNA, 463 nt
Organism: Staurois parvus
Lineage: Eukaryota; Metazoa; Chordata; Amphibia; Anura; Ranidae
Source: the annotation of a GenBank genome assembly
AGGAGAUGACCAGAGACUGUGGACACAGUACAGGAGAUGACCAGAGACUGCGGACAUAGUACAGGAGACGACCAGAGACUGCGGACACAGUACAGGAGACGGUCAGAGACUGCGGACACAGUAUAGGAGACGACCAGAGACUGCGGACACAGUACAGGAGAUGACCAGAGACUGCGGACACAGUACAGGAGAUGACCAGAGACUGCAGACAGUACAGGGGAUGACCAGAGACUGCGGACACAGUACAGGAGAUGACCAGAGACUGCGGACACAGUACAGGAGACGACCAGAGACUGCGGACAGUACAGGAGAUGACCAGAGACUGCGGACACAGUACAGGGAUGACCAGAGACUGCGGCCACAGUACAGGAGAUGACCAGAGACUGCGGACACAGUACAGGAGAUGACCAGAGACUGCGGACACAGUACAGGAGAUGACCAGAGACUGCGGACAUAGUACAGG